Rhodofomes roseus is the source of this 1075-nucleotide messenger RNA. RefSeq names its product ribosomal protein L10-domain-containing protein. The transcript is spliced from 5 exons. The record is from RefSeq and is a predicted model, not a curated record. Gene Ontology annotation, cellular component: cytosolic large ribosomal subunit. Lineage: Eukaryota; Fungi; Basidiomycota; Agaricomycetes; Polyporales; Fomitopsidaceae. The coding region runs from base 177 to 764 and encodes 195 amino acids. Gene Ontology annotation, molecular function: large ribosomal subunit rRNA binding; structural constituent of ribosome. Gene Ontology annotation, biological process: cytoplasmic translation; ribosomal large subunit assembly.
AUUGCAUCCUGAUGCACGAUAUCGUGAGUGGUGCACACACGUUGUAAUGGCGACUGAAACCCACCAGGAGGAGGGAUCCAUUUAGCCACACAGCACACGCACACCACGCGGUGCAUGACAGGGUACGCACUCAAGCUUGACUGAAGCUUACUCAGGCUCAGCUUCCGUCUAUUUGGAUGAGUAUCAUUAUGGAAUCAUCGAAGACUCAAAGCUGCGAGAGAGCCCCGCCCUGCACGAUCAAAUACGACCUUAUUUCCGCUACCACGAUCUCCACGAUCUCCGGCAAGUCCUGCAGCUCCUCCUCGUCAACGUCGUCGCUCCCAGCCGUCGGCACGAACGUGAACUGCAGCGUGCCCUCGAGCUGUGAGCACAGCUUUCGGAGAGCAACGAGCACACCGUCGAGCUCUUCCCAGUCGAGAAAGGACCAGUUCACCAAGUUGAAGAACUUACUCGUCAAGCACCCCUCAAUCUUUGUGGUCAAUGUCGACAACGUCGGCUCGAAACAGAUGCACCAGAUCCGUGUCGCGCUCCGUGGCAAGGGUAUUGUCGUGUUGGGCAAGAACACUAUGGUACGCCGUGCCCUCCGCUCCAUCCUCGCGGAGUUCCCCCAGUUCGAGCGUCUGCUCCCCCACGUCAAGGUUUCGUCUUCACAUCAGGCGACCUCAAGGAGAUCCAUGUAUUACACGGCCAACAGGAAGAAGCACUCGCCCACAACGUUGGAUCGUUUUCAGGCCCGUUUGGUCUUCAGCGAACAUGGCGCGUAGCUGUCGAUGGGAUCACUAGUACUGCGCCUGGUCGCCUACGAACUUCAGAGUUAGGGACGACUCCGAGUUGUUGUCACCGUAUGCCUAUCGUUACCUGCCGGAGGAGGAGGAGGAGGAGGAAUCCAUUUAGCCACCGGCUGUAGGCGCACGUGCGAUCCUCAGCGUCUUGACGGUGACAGCGCUCACUAUUUACAACACCACGACCCAUAGUACUACCGGCUACACUACCAUGAACAGUACAAGACAUCAUCCAAUCAUCACCAUCUUCGACAGGCCCCUAGAGACCACCUCUUCCGACGCGGCCGUCCGAG